UUUCUCCGAAACAAGGGUCAACACAAUUUGGAUCUCCUCCAAAUCUGUUGCUAAGAUUCAGCUCCUCAAAACUUUGAGCAUGGAUCCCACCGAAGAAAACGCACUCAAGAGCUCGCACAGGGUCCAACCAACUGCCGGUUUACUGGGACUCAAGGCAAACACUGCCAUGGUAACCACCAAACUCAGUGAUACGAUGAAACACUGUUGCAGAUACACAUGCUCACAUACAGAAAGAAGAACUGAAGAAAGAAAAACAUUUAUGAGGUGAUUACAAAAGGCGGGAAGGUUUUUAAAAAAAAUGCCGACCUCCAAAGUGUUGGCGGCGUCCAGCACUCUGCAAAGUUUGUCCCCGAAAAUGCCAGAGGGGUUCAAGAGCAAAGUGGUAGCACCUCGAAACCCCAAACUCGUCAAACACGAAGACCGACCCUUCAGACUGACUCCGUCCGCGUUUGCCCAGGAGAUGAGCCUGUCCACAGAGCAGCGACUGGCCAGCACGCACCAGAUGUGUCCCCCUCGCAUCCUGGAGCUCUUGGACAUGAGCGAGACCACUCACCAGAAGUCCUCCUCGGUGGACGUGGACCAGCCCAUGUUCCAGCCCUUCCCCUCGGAGGUGGUCUUCCAGAACUGCUCCCCCUCGGAGACUUACCAGGUCCCGCUGGUGCUCCGGAACAAUGACAAGAUUCCUCGCCUGGUGAAGGUGGUGGAGGAAGGCUCUCUUUACUUCAAAGUGGUCAGCCCCCUGGACGUGUGCAACAAGGUGGCCCCAGGCAUGGCCUCCACCUUCACCAUCCUCUUCACUCCACAGGAAAACAAGGACUACGCCCACCGGCUGGUCUGUGUGACGGAGAGGGAGAAGUUCGAGGUGCCCGUGCGGGCGAUCGGCGCCCGCGCCAUCCUGGACUUCCCCGACCACCUGCACUUCCCGCUGAACGCCGUCAAGUGCCCCGCCCAGAAGACCCUCCUGGUGCGCAACAUCGGGGCCUGCGAGGCCAAGUUCCAGCUCCGCACGCAGAGCCCCUUCUCUGUGGAACCUUCCAUCGGUAACCUGGGGGUCGGAGAGUGCAUGCAGGUGACUGUGGAGUUCCUGCCCAAAACUACUGGGGACCACGCACAGGACCUGCUCCUACGCUACCAUACAGGCGAAGACGUCUACAUCAGCCUGUACGGAGGCGCCACCGACGUCAACGUGCGGCUGGACAGGAACUCCGUCAUCGUGGAGCGGACCUUCGUCUCCCUGGCCAACCAGCGCACGGUCGCCAUAGUGAACCGGAGCGAUGUCAUCAUCCACUACCAGUGGAAGAGCCAGGCCACUGAGGAAGAGGAGGCCCAGCAGAAACUGAGGUUGUGCUCGGAGCUGCAGAAGGAGGAGGAGGAUGAGAUGGACCAGUUCCUGUCGGAGUGCGGGGCGGACCCCACCCUGCGGGACCGCCUCUCCCUGCUGUCCCGCACCUUCCAGGAGCGCCGCCGCCAGCUGCGGGACGCCACGCCCCCCUUCUGGGACGAGCACAUCGCCCUCGAGCCCCUGGAGGGGGACAUUUGGCCCAACGGCACAGCUGAGGUGAACAUAAUCUUCAAACCGAGUCAAGCCAGGACGUACCAUCUGACUGUGUACUGUGACAUCACAGGGCGAGAGUCUCGCCUGCCCUUGCGCAUUAAAGGAGAGGGGAUUGGCCCCAAGCUGCAGUUUAACUUCCGCCUGCUGGACAUGGGGAACAUCUUCAUCGGCUCCAGGCACUCCUAUGAGGUGCUCCUGUCCAAUAAGGGCCUGAUCGACGCCCCGUUUCGGCUGGUGCCCCCCGGCUCAACCCUGGGGUGCUGCUUCAGUUUCAGCCCCAGCGAGGGGACGGUCCCCCCCGGGGCCUGCCACGCCAUGGAGGUCACCUUCUGCUCCCACACCCUGGCCGUCUUCACCGAGGAGUUCCUCUUCUCUGUGGAGGGAAACCCCCAGCCUGUCCCGCUCCUCUUCAGCGGGCGCGUGAUGGGACCCACGUUCCACUUCAGCGUUCCCCGGCUGGACUUCGGCGACGUGGCCUUUGGAUUCCCCCAGACGCUCACCUGCUGCCUGAACAACACCUCUCUGGUGCCCCUGACCUUCGGCCUGCGUAUCCUGGGCGACGGUUUUGGGGCCCCCAGCGUAGCCAGCGUGGACCAGGUGUCGGACCUGAACCGGAGGGAGUGGGGUACGGGCGGAGCGCUCGCUGAUCGCCCCGUCGAGUUCAGCGUCGCCCCCAGCUCCGGGACGCUGCGCCCUCAGGGGGUCCUCGACGUCAAGGUGACUCUGUGCUCCAACACUGUGCGCUUGUACAGUCUGGCCCUGGUGGUGGAUGUUCGGGGCGUUGGAGAGGAGGUGCUGGCCCUCCCCGUCACUGCGAGGUGUGUGGUGCCGUCUGUGCGGCUCGACCCCCCAGCGCUGGAGUUUGAGAGGUGCUUUCUGGGACACCCCUACUACCGGUCUGUGAAGCUGACCAAUGAGAGCGACCUGCCCGCCUGCUACGGCCUCCUGUCCCAGGAGUACGAGGAGAGCCCCUCCGUGCUGUACUCCAGUCCCCACCCCCGGGGAAUCCUGCCGCCCCUCAGCUCUGUGGAGCUUCCCCUGGUGCUGCAGGCCAAGGCUGUGCGCCACCUGCAGGUCACGGCUCGCAUUGCACUGUUCGGCAGCCAGGAGCCUCCACUGGACCUGCUCCUGUCCUGCACCGGAGAGGGCCCCGUGGUCCACGUCAGCGCCCCGGAGGUGGAUUUCGGCGCCGUCCCGGUCCUGACGGACGUCUCCCGGACGCUGCGGCUGUCCAACCAGUCCCCCGUCCCGGCCCGCUUCCAGGCGCAAAUGGUGCGCAGUAGGUCCCUCUGGCGGGUGGAGCCCAGCGAGGGGGAGGUCCCUCCAGAGGGGGAGGCGGAGCUGAGGCUGGUGGCGCACCUGGACGACACGCUGCGCUUCCAGGACAAGCUCAGCCUGGCCGUCCUGGACAGCCGGACCCACACCGUCCCCGUGAGCGCCACCGGCAAGGGAACCACCAUCGUCUCAGACCGGCCCUUCGCACCCAGCCUGGACCUGGGGGCCCACUUCAGCUCCGGCCCCUGCCAGUACCACUUCAGGCUGACCAAUCGCGGCCGCCGCUCCCACCAGCUCUACUGGAUGACGGAGGGCUUCCCUCAGUUCCGUCGCCGGGGCAACCCGGCGUCCCACGGCAACGGGGCGCGGGAGGGCAGGCGCCGCGACCCUCUGCUGACCCCCCCGGCUCCCCCGGAGGAGGGGCCCGUCUUCAGCCUCCGCCCCCUGCGCGUGGAGCUGCCCCCGGGCCGCUCCGUGGACAUGGUGCUGGAGGGGUCCUCCGGCACCCCGAGGGUGGUGCAGGAGCGGCUGGUGUGUCAGGCCAUAGUGGGGCAGCAGAGCGGGAAGGACAGGAUCAUGACGGUGGACGUCCGCUGCCAGUUCGUGUCUCCCGUCCUGGACCUGUCCCCUAGGGAGCUCAGCUUCUACGUGGAGAAGGCCCCCGGCUCCUUCCUGGUCCCUCUCUUCCAGCCCCUGGUCCUGCGGAACGUGUCCUCCCUCCCCCUGUCCAUGGACCUGGGCCUGGUCCAGCCCUUCGGUCUGUGUGAGCGCCAGGGCGACGACGCGAUCGUCACCUCAAAGUCCCUGGUCCUGCCCGUGGGAGCGAAGGCGGAGCUCUGGGUGCGCUUCGACCCCCGUUUCCGGCGGGACAGCGUGACCCGGGUGGCGGAGGAGGUCCUGGAGGUGCGGUACCGGGACCACCCGCAGCGGGACGCGGUGGGACUGAGGGGGGAGGUGCAUUUUCCCAACCUGCGCUUCUCCAGCGAGCGGCUGGACUUCGGCUGCGUGCUGAACCACACCGAGAGCCAGCGGCAGCUCACCAUGACCAACUGCAGCCCGCUGCCCGUCACCUACCGCUGGGCCUUCCUGGUGGACCAGGACCGCUACACCAUCAGGUUUCCCAGGGAGACGGCCCAGGAGGGGCGUGGCCAAAGGACAGAGGGGAAGGGGAACGUGCGGUGGGACCCGCCCGAAAAGAAACACGCGGACUUCAACCUCGACUCCAGCAGGGAAGUGGAAGCCCCCACGCUGCACUUGGAGGAUGAGAUGGAGGAGGGGGGCGAGAAGAACCCCGAAAAUGAGAUCAGGGGAGGGCGGGGCUCCCCAAUGGACACGCCCCCUCCUCGCAGCAGCCCUGUUCUUACCAAGGAGGGCAUGUCUGGGGGUGACCCACAGGACCCCGCCCACCGAACUUCACCGGGCCAGCCGCCCCAGAGUUCCGAGGGGAACCAUGAAGCCCAGAGUCCCAGUGCCGAAGACCAGCCCAGUGUCGGAGUGGAACAGGUGUUCGACAUCCUGCCGAUCCACGGGGUCCUGCUCCCGGGCGAGAGCCAGCAGGUGUCCUUCACCUUCUACGGCCACGCCCACAUCAGCGGCCAGGCGCUGGCCCUGUGCCAGGUGGAGGGCGGGCCCACCUAUGAGAUCGCCCUGCAGGGGGAGUCCUCGCUGGCCAGCUACAGCCUGGACACCACGGAGAUCGACCUGGGCCUGCAGUUGUUUGACCGUGUGGCAGAGGCGGAGGUCACCCUGUGGAACACGGGGAAGGUGGGGUUGGAGUUCAGCGCCCUGCUGGGGGAGCCAGAUCUGCCCCCCGAGGAUCUGCUGCCCGGGGUGCCCCUGGUCGUCCCCCGCACGGGCCACAUACAGGCCAAUGCGGAGCAGAAACUGACGGUGUACUACCUGCCGGGGGUCCCCGAGGUCUUCCACGCGACCUUUGACCUCCAGGUGUCCUUCUUCGAGGUGGAGACCGUCGCCCUGAGAGGAGAGGGGAUCUUCCCGCGCGUCUGCCUGGACCUCCCCAGAGACCUGGAGGAGGAGAGGUAUGGCUCCGUGCUGAAGGAGGCCAGGGAGGCGCUGGAGAGGGAGCGGCAGAGGGAGGAGAUGCUCAGCCGGCCCCAAACCGGAGGGGUGACCCUGUCCGUGGACGACUACGUCCCCACCUACGAUGCCCUGCUGCAGAUGGAGGUGGAGAGGCUGCUGGUGAAGGAGAACGCUGUACUCCUCCUGGAGGAGGCAGAGGAGGAGAGCAGGGACACUCCUGGGUCCGGCAGCAGGUGGCGCAAGAGGCUCAGCAGGUUCGUGCUGCCCGAGUACGCGCUGGACUUCGGCUGCGUUAUCCACGGCGACGUGGCCACCCACAUCGUCAAGGCGACCAACACCGGCCCCGCCUCCGUGUCCUUCCGCGCUGACCGCCGCCUGCUGGCCAGCUCAGGGUUCAGCACAGAGCUGGACAGAGUGAAGAACUUGCCCUAUUGCGAGACGGAGACCUUUGAGGUGAAGUUCGACCCGCGUGGAGCUAACCUGGACCUGGGGGAGGUGGACGCCAUCAUGCCCAUCCAGGUGGUGGGCGGGCCUUGGGUGCAGGUGCGCCUGCGGGCGGUGGUGACCGCGCCGUCGCUCACCGUCUCCCGGGAGACGCUGCACUUCGGCACCAUCCAGUGCGGCCAGUGUCAGGUGAUCACCGUCCAGCUGUCCAAUCAGGAGCCGGUCCCCUGCGAGUGGAGUGUGGCCGAGGAGGAGGCGCCCAAAAAGAAGAUGGACAGGCACGUCCCCCUCCACCUGAGACGGAAGGCCCGGCAGGAGCCGAGGCCCCCCCCGGCGGCGUUCCAGAUGCUGCCCUCCGCCGGGCUGCUGUUGCCUGGCGACAGGGUCAACGUGCAGGUCAAAUUCAGCCCUGCGGAAGGGCAGAACCAGGUCAUCUGCAUAGAGAAGGAAUUUGAUUUCUUUAUCAUCAAGGGUAAGACGGCGACGGCAGUUGCCCUGGCGAAGCACUACGGCGCAGCGUGUCUGAGCGUGGACUCGGUGGUGCUGGAGGCCGUGUCCACCGGGGGCAGCAGGGCGGGGCUGCAGGCCAGAGAGCUGUGCGCCAGGGCAGCCCAGGAGCACGCUCAGAAGAGAGCGGAGGAGACCGGGGAGGGGGUGGCUGCUGCAGUGCAGGGUGCUGGGGUCCUCAGUGUGGAGGCUCUGGCCAAACACACAGCGGAGGGCAGCCAGGGGAGCGAGCCUAAGGCCGGCCCCGCCUCCCUCUCCACCCGCAACAAGACCAGCGUCGCCGCGGGAAAGAAGACUGAGGGCUCUCAACCAACCAGCACCUCUCAGCCUGCGGACAGCGUGGCCCUGGGGGCGCCGGUGGCUCAGGUUCACAGGCGGCUGAGUGUGAGCGGCAGUCUGGCUGAAGACCAGGAGCUCAUGACCUGCCUGCUGCCCGACGACCUGCUGGUGGACAUCCUCUCAGAGAGGCUACAGCUUAGCGACUGUCACCGGGGCGUGGUGAUUGACGGCCUGGAGACGCCGUACUGUCGCUCGCUGGCCGACGCCCUGCAGUCCGUCCUGAAGGCGCUAAGCAACAGGCCCUUAAUCUACAUGGUCAACCUGUCCCACAGCUACCAGGCCCUGAGGGCCACGGAGAGGGCCCACAGAGAGGCUGCAGAGCGGGAGCAGCGGGAGAGCAUGGAGAGGGAGAAACUGCGUCUGAAGGAGAUGGACGAGGAGGAGUACGACGCCCUGCCGGAGGAGGAGAAGGAGCGGGUGGACCUGCAGCACCUGGAGGAGCUGAGACAGAGGAGGCGCAGGGAGCAGGAGCGGAUGCAGCGUGAGCAGGAGGAGAGGAGGCAGCAGGAGGAGCAGGAGCGGCUGAGGGAGGAGGAGGAGCAGAGGAAGAGGAGCAAGAAAGGGAAGAAGGAGCAGCCCAAAGAGGAAGUGUCUGGGAAGAAGAGUCAGCUGGACAGGAAGCAGUCUUCUGUGAGUCUGCGCUGCGAAAGCAAGCUGGAGCCGCCGCUCAAGGACGGGGCGAAGCCGUCCACAGAGGGCGCCAGAGAGCCGGAGGACGCAGGCAGGAAGGGGAGGUCCAGGGAGGGGCAGGCGGGGUCUCCGCUGCCCAGUGAGGAUCCGGAGAGAGAGCAGAUGACCGAGGCCGACCGGCAGCUGCUCGCUCGGUUUCAGCAGUACGAGCAGAGCCAGGACCUGCUCAGCCACACCCUGCAGUACUGGGACCGUGCCAAGGCCCGCCUCUUCAUGGCUCCGCCCACCGAGGGCCCGCCCCCUGACCCGCAGGACUCCGCCCCCGAGCGCCACGCCCCCUCUGGCAAGAAGGGCAGGAAGGAGCGCGAGAGGGAGAGGGAGAAGGAGAGAGAGAAGGAGAGGGUGGAGAGGGAGAGGCUGAAGGCGGAGCUGGCCCCGCCCUCCCCGGCGUCCGCUCCGGCCCUCCUAUUGGGCGAGGCGUUGGAGGGGGCGGAGACAGAAGCCCCGCCCGAGGGCGUGCCCCAAAUCCUCCUGCCUGUCAGCGGGAGGGACCAUCCCAGCGGCGCCGAAAUCCUGGGGAGCGGGAAGCUGCCCCCCCUGGAAGAGGUGCUGGACGGCCUGGGACAGGGACCGAAAGGCCCCCCCGUCCCCCCGCCCGUCAUCUACUCCGUGGUGCCGUACCCGGAGCAGCGAGCCCCGCCCAGUGCCCAGGAGGGCUCCGCCCACUUCACCUUCCUGGCCCCGCCUGUGCCGGAGGACCCUGCCGAGGACCGGAAGGAGGCGGAGCUUGAGCCCGAUAUACUAAGCUCCGCCUCCCUGGCAAAGGAGGACUCAGUGACGCCCUCCAGAGGCCGGGGGAAGAAGGGCGAGAGCGGGAGGGAGAGCCAGAGGGAGAGGAGACGCACGACAGGAAAGAGGAGCACGAGGAGCACGGAGUCCCGAUCCCCCACGCUGAGCACGGUCACGCCCCUGUCCGACACCGAGCAGAGCAGCCGAACCGCAGAGUCCCAGCAGGAGCAGAACCAGCGUUUGACCUCUUUCCGGUGGAUCGUCCCGCCCAAAGGGGAGGUGACUCUGAAGAUGGGCUUCCACUCCUCCGUGCCGGGCAGGUUUGAGCAGACGCUGAACUUUGAGCUGACGGGCACCAGGAGGCGCUAUCAGCUGCACUGCAGGGGGGACUGUGCCUUCCCCGCCGUCAAUCAGGACUACAAGGUUGUGUUUGCUCAGAGUAAGAAGGCCCUGCAGUCUGAUGACUGCCUCCAUAAGACCUAUGUCGUCCAGUCCGGGGUGUACGAAUUUGGCCCCCUGCUCUGCAGGAAGUCCCGGGACAGGUACAAGGAGGGCACGUACCCAGAGAACAUGGAGAAGUUCGUCAUGCACAACUGCUCCCAGCUGGACGCCGAGGUCCACUUCUGCUUCCAGCACGACACCAAAGCCACCACCUUCCUGCUAGACCCGCCCGCUAUGACCCUCAAACCCAAUGAGAAACAGGAACUGAAGGUUUGGGCGUACCCCACGGCCCCCGGGCUGUUUGAGGACCGCGUGGUGUGCUGUGUGAAGGACAAUCCCGACCCCGCCCUGCUCCCGCUGUCCUGCAGGGGGGUGCGUCUGGAGCUGGAGCUGGACCGCAAGCUUGUGCACUUCGACAAGGUCCUGCUGGGCAGGCGUGACACUAAGAGCCUGAUCCUGCGCAAUGCCACGCCCCUGCCCGCCGCCUGGCGGCUGGUUGGCCUGGACAAGCUGGGGGAGGAGUUCAGCGUGGCGCAGGACCGCGGGGUCGUCCCGCCCCUCUCUGAGUUCUGCCUGCAGGUGCACUUCAGGUCCCUGAAGGCCGUCAACCUGAAAAGGGCCCUCGGCCUGGAGGUCUCGGACGUGGAGGGCAUUCUGGGCCUGGUCCAGACGGAGAACCUGCAGAUUUUGGCGGAGGCGUACGACGUGGCUCUGGACAUCUCCUUCCCCAAAGGUGCUGACGGAGGUCUGGACUUUGGGACCAUUAAAGUGUCAGAUGAAGCGAAGCUGUCUGUGAAUCUGAAGAAUAAAGGCAAAUACGAGAUUGCCUUCAUGUUUGUACUGAAGUCCACAGACCCCAGCCUGCCGGACCUGAGCUCCAUGUUCACCAUCACGCCCCAGAAGGGGUCCCUGAACCCCAACGAGCGCCCCACCGCCGUGCAGAUCCUCUUCCGGCACGGCCAGGAGGUGUGCGUCCGAGAGCAGCAGCUCCUGCACUGCCAGGUGAUUGAGCCGAACAUCGCGGAAGGGGGAGAGACCAUCGCCUGCAUCCCCAUAAAGGUGUCGGUCCAGUCCCUGUUCGCCAAAUACAGCAUCCUGCCCUCGACCGACAUCAACUUCGGCCCGCUGGUCUGCGGCAGCCGCAAGGCGCGCACCUUCACCAUCGAGAACAGGGGCCACUUCGAGCUCCGCUUCGUCAUCUCCAGGAUGAGCAAGGACCAGCCGCUGGCCACUCAGAAGAAAGGCGUUGGGACAUUCAAACGAUCUCGGUCCCGUGAGAGCCAGUCCAGCAAGAACAGCAAGGUGCGCCGCCACGACUCCCUCCAGAAGGAGAUGGGCGCGUCCGCACAGGCCCGUGUCACCAUGGGGGUGUUCACGGUGUCCCCCGGGUUUGGGGCCCUGGGCCCCGGGGCCCAGCAGGUGGUGACGGUGGACUGCGUGGCCGACCAGACGGGCCGGUGGGAGGAGUUUCUCGUCCUGGACGUCGCCGACCGCGACCCCGCCGACCACCCGGACGGCGCCCCCUACCGGCUGGUGGCCGAAGUGUGCGUUCCAGAGAUCCUGUGCAAGGAUUUCAGCUCGAUCUUCGAGGAGCACCGGAUCUGCGAGAGCAGCCGCUUGCUGCACUGCGAGCAGUACAGGGAGGCCGCGGGGGUCUACCUGCAGGAGGAGAACAGGUUCAUCUUCAACAACGUGCUGGUGGGCCGGCCCGCAAAAGCUCGCUUCCGCAUCACCAACACGGGCAAGGUGCCCUGCGACCUGAACCUGACCGUCAAGUCUGCCCUCACCAAGACUCAGAUGCGCAGCGGUGACGUGUUCGAGGUGACCCCUGCCAGGAUGAGCAUCCCCAGCCACUCGCACGCCUUCGCUGUGCUCACCUUCUGCCCUCAGGCCAUUCAGUCCUACAGCGCUGUGCUGGAGGCCUCACUGGAGGGUCCGCCCAGCGUGCUGCAGAUGGCGAAGUGUAAGGGGCUGGCGUUUGACGUGGCGGGGGAGGGGAACCUGCCGUGCGUGAGCGUGGUGCGCCCGGCCCUCCGGGGCCAGCAGGGGGCGCCGCUCCUGCAGUUCCCGCGCGUGCUGGCGGGCCGCGCCCACGUCCUGCCGCUGGUGCUGAGGAACGACGGGACCGUGCCGGCGCAGGUUAACAUCCAUCUGCUGGACAAAAUGGGCGUGUUCACCCUGAGGGCCUCCCCGAACACCGUCUGCACCUCCAUGGCCUCUUCCGUCCUGCACGGCGACCCCGGGGCAGACAGACAGGUGGCGCACACGGCCUCCCUGGUGCUCGUCGCGGGCCAGCAGGCGGAGUUCGAGGUGGAGUUCCGGCCCGCUUCUGCGCAGACCUUCGAGUCCACCAUGGACCUGCUGGUGGCGGACAACCAGUACGAAGAAACGGUGGUGCGUCUGGUGGGAGAAGGGUACUGUGACAUCAUCACCUUCGACAACAUCGGCAGCAGACCCCAGCAGGAGCAGGAUUCGGCGGAGGACCUCAGGUCUGACCUGCUGAACUUCGGAGACUGUCACGUGGGCAGCCCCUACCAGCAGACCUUCACCCUGACCAAUCACGGCGGCUCGGAGGCGCUGAGGUUCGAGUGGCCCGCCGACGCCGCGCAGGUCCGCUUCUCCCCGCAGGUGGGCCACCUCCACGCGGGCUGCGCCAAGGAGGUGACGGUGACCUUCUGCUCGGACCAGCCCCUGGCCCUGGAGGCCCGGCCCGUCCGGUGCAGGGUCUGCCGGAUCUCCUUCCCCCGGCCCGUGGACCAGGUGCCCGACUGGGACGACCGGCAGAGAACCGUCAAGUGGGUGGACGCGGGGAAGCAGGGUCCCGCCCAGGCACCGGCCAAGAGGAAGGUGCUGGAGACGGACCCCGAGCCGGAGCACUCUGUGCUGGACGGCUCCUCUCGCGAGCUGGAGCUGCUGAUCAGCGCCGUGUGUGACCACGCCCAGUUCAGCUGCCCGACCGACAGCAUCCGCUUCAGGGACACACUGCUGUACCAGGCCCGAGCUUUCCAGAUCCAAAUGUGUAAUGAGGGGAAGGUGCGGCUGGACUUUUCCUGGCAGGUUCUAAUGGAGAGGUGUGGGAAGAGCGUCAGCUUCGACCGCGGAGAUGAGGUGCAGGCGGGGGCGCGGGGGGGCAGUAGGACAGCUCUGCGCCCUGCCACAGCCGGAGCCCUGGAGAGCCUGUCCUCCCUCCUGCGGGGCGACCCCAGCCUGCCCCCCUUCUCCGUGGAGCCCAGCGGGGGCUCCAUCAGCCCCGGCAGCACCCAGGCCUUCUGCGUCACCUUCUCCCCUCUGGAGGUGGCCGAGUUCGAGGGCCGGCUGGUCUGCAGUAUUCCUAACCUGAAGGAGGAGCCGGGCCCCACCCUGGCGGUGAGUGGGCGGAGCCUGCUGCCCUACUGCCACUUCCAGCUGGAGGACUCGGACUACCUGAGCAGCGGGCGGCGCGACCCCGAAACGCGGGCCCCCCGCGGAGCACCCCCGAAGGGCACGCUGGACCCCAACACCAGGGUCAUCGAGAUCACGUCUGUGGGCGUCGGGACCCCCGUGUCCAGGGUGUUCGGGGUACUGAACCCCACCCGGAAGCCCUACUCCUUCAGCUGGAGGUGUGAGGAUGGCUGCUCCUCCCCCUUCCGCUGCCCCGCCCCCAAAGGCUCCAUUCAGCCGGGGAAGAAGGUGGAGGUCUGUUUUGAGUUCCUGGCGCGGGAGCUGGGCACGGUGGAGUCCUUCUGGACCUUCCUGAUCGCGGAGCAGGGCAUCUCCGUGCCCUUCCUGCUGGUGGGCACCGCCCGGGAGCCCGCCGUGUACCUGGACCGCGCCCACCUGCACCUGGGCAGCCUGCUCGUGGGUCGUGAGGUGUGUGAGACGGUGUACGUGGUGAACAGAGAGGACGUGCCCUUCCACUUCUCCAUCCGCGAAAACUCCCGCCACUCCGAGGCCUUCCGGGACAGCCUGCUGCUGGAGCCGCUGAAGGGCACCGUGCCGCCCCGGGACAGGGUCCCGGUGUCCGUGUCCUUCGGCCCCGCCCGGGAGGGCUCGGCGACCUUUAACCUGGUGUGCGACGUGACGGGGAAGGUGCAGCCGCUGUCGCUGAACGUGAAGGCCGAGGGCUACAGCAUGAGCGCCUGCGUGCGCUGCGAGGGUCCCGCAGGGGGCGUCACCGAGCUCCGCCCCGGCGCCGCCCACCAGGUGGACUUCAGACAGGUGGAGCUGAGUGAUAAAUCAUCUUGUCACUUCCUGGUGUCGAACCCGGGAAAGUACAGCCUGGACGUUCAGUACGAGCUCUGGGGCCCGUCGGAGCUGCAGCGCCACCUGCUGGUUGAGCGGGAGAUGGACAGCGUGGCGGUGGGACAGGAAGUCUGCUGCACCGUCACCUUCUGCCCCCAGCAGAAAUGUGUGCUGAAGAACACUGGCCUCUCAAUCAGGAUAAAGAACGGUCCUAUGUUCUCCUGCUCCCUGUCGGGAGCAGCUGUGCCCCCCGGCCUGGACUUCUCCUUCCUCAAACACAACUUUGGGAUGAAGUUCAUAUACCAGGCUGGGAUGGUGCCCGCCUCCCACACUCUGGUCAUCGCCAACAAGGGGGAGAGGGGAGUGAGCCUGGACUGCCUGUUCUCCAACACCGCCUUCCUGGAGGUGGGCUUCCAGCCGGAGGUGCUGCCCCCUGGUGGAGCGGUGGAGGUGCCCUUCGCGUUCUAUCCGCGGGAGGCCGCGCGGUACCAGGAGAAGGUCGUCUUCCAGAUCAACGACUGCGCCAGGCAAGCGGUGGAGGUCCUGGGCCAGGGAGUGGAGAUGCAGAUCGCCGUGGAGGACCCCAGGCACAAGACGGUGAACCUCGGGGUCAUUCAGGUCGGCCAGAAGACCAAGAGAGUGAUCCCAUUGGUCAACAGCAGUCCCAUGCCUCUGACCUUCACCUUGACCUCCAGCCCCUCCUUAGAGGCGCUGCUGGACUCAAAGGUGCUGUCGGUGAGCCCGGCGGACGAAGUGACCCUCCGGGGCAGCGGGGGGCGCUGUCUGGUGGAGGUGCAGUUCUGCCCCAGGCAGCGCAUGCCCCCGUUCCGGGAGGAGCUGCAGCUGGAGUGCCUGGGGACGGUGCGCCCCCUGCUGGUCCUGAAGGGCUGCUGCCAGGGCAUGGAGAUCAGCCUGGACCAGGACUACGUGCCCUUCGGUGCUGUGGCACAGCGUUGCCAGGCAACCAGGCGCAUCGUCAUGUCCAACACUGGGGACGUGGGAGCCCGAUUUAAGUGGGAUGUGAAGAAGUUCUCCCCACACUUCUCCAUCAGUCCCGCAGAGGGAUAUAUCUGUCCUGGGAUGGAAGUGCCGUUCGACGUGACCUUUGCCCCCAUGGAGCUUAGCCAGGACGUCCGCUGUGACAACCUGCCCUGCACCCUCGAGCGGGGGGCGCCCCUCAAACUCACUCUGGCGGGGUCCUGUGUCACCUCUCCCAUCACCAAGGAGGUGGUGGCGUUUGCGUGCGCGGUGCGCUCCCAGCACACGCAGGCCCUGUCGCUAUGCAACCGCAGCGGGCAGCGCUGGAGCCUGUCGCCGGCGAUCGAGGGCGAGGACUGGAGCGGCCCGUCCGCCGUCGUCAUGGAGCCCCACCAGCAGAGCCACGCCUACGAGAUCACGUAUCGGCCGCUGGUCAUGACCACCGAGGGCAAGAAGCACCAGGGCUCUGUGUUCUUCGCAUUCCCGGAUGGGACGGGCGUGCUAUACACUCUGCUGGGUACCGCCGAGCCCCCAAAACCUGCAGGCACCAUCAGCCAUGAAAUGCCCUGCAAGACCCCCUACACGGAGCUGCUGCCUGUCCAAAACUGGCUGAACAAGCCCCAGAGGUUUCGGGUGGUGGUGGACAUGCUCAAGCCGGAGCGGGCGGACCCUACGGUCACACUGAAGGGGCUGGACUACCUGGACGUCCCGGCCCUCAGCAAGAGGGACUACAAGCUGUCCUUCUUCUCCUACAAAGAGGGCCUGUUCAGCGCCAAGGUGACGUUCCGGAAUGAGGCGACGCAGGAGUACCUGUUCUACCACGUGACCUUCAGGGCGACGGCGGCAGGCGUGGUGCGGGCGGUGGAGAUGGCCACGGCUGUCCGGCAGACGGCCGCCGCCUCGCUGACGGUGGAGAACCCGCUGCCCACCGCCGUCUGCUUCACCACCGAGUGCCGCUGCGCCGACAUCAGCCUGCCCCCGCAGCUGCCCAUACCGCCGCUGUCUGCAGGCACCCUGAUGUUUGAGUACCAGCCGCUGCGGGAGGGCGAGUCCACUGCCCGGCUGACCCUGCACUGCGCAGAGCUGGGCCACUUCCACUACGACCUGCUGCUGCGGGCCACGCCCCCGCCCCCGGAGAGGCCCCUCCUCUUCCGCGCCCCCCUGGGCGGCGCCCACGCCGUCAGCGCCAAGUUCACCAACCACGCCCGCGCCAAGACCGAGUACACCUGCAAGACGGACAGCCCAGACUUCACCACGGAGAGGACGGUCACCGCUCCAGCUGGGCUCCAGGGCGGGACAGAGGUCAGCGUGGAGGUGUGCUUCGAACCCUGCCAGCUGGGCGAGAGCCGCGCCCUCCUCACCCUCUCCUCCAGCACCGGGGGCGAGUACCAGAUCCCCCUGCAGGGCUCCUGCUACCCCCCGAAACCGCAGGGCCCCUUCUCCGUCCGGGCCGGCUCCAGCGUCUCCAUCCCCUUCAAGAACGUCUUCCCCCAGCCCACCGCCUUCUCCUUCCAGGUGGACAACCCCGCCUUCGUGGUCAGGGGCGCCGACGUCAUCCGGCCCAAAAAAACCCACAGCGUCCUGGUGUCCUUUGAGGGCCCCACCGUGGGGUCCCCGUCGGGCCCCCGGGGGCCCUGCAGCGGCAGGCUGACCAUCUCCAGCCCCCGCAGCGAGGGCCACGGUCAGGGCAUCUCCUGGGUGUACUACCUGAAGGGCCUGUGCCCGGAGAGCCCCCAGCGGGACAAGAGCUAGAGCUCCCCGUGGGCCCCUCCCCAAAAACACCCCCACCAACCGGAGCAGGCGUGGGCAGGGGGAUAGCUAGGAAUUCUGGACCCCCCUGAAAGAAUAUUGCUCUACCCCCCCCACCCCCCGUUUUUUUAAUAAAACAAAUUUUAAAAUCUUAGCUGUAGGCCCCAAGAAUUGUCACCACCUUUCGCCCCGCUAACAACAGCCUUGCGUAUGGGUUAAAUAAGAAAUGUGAACUCUGUAUUUAUAUGUGGUGUCCCUGUUAACUUUCCAGGAAGUGCGUCACCAGAUAAACCUUGCAACCGAGUUUUGUCUUGAUAUUAGUGAAAAUAUAUCUUUCUUUUAGAAUCGUUAGUUAUCUGCAGGAGUUGUACUGAUGUCUGACGGGUUAAAGUGUUUUCACAAAAAGCAUUUUACUGAGAGACUACAUCAGUCACGCAAGUCAGCACUGUGUCAUGGUUCCUCACUAGUGUGCUUCGAUGUACGUUUAUGUUGGGCAUUGAUGAUUUUUAAAAUUAUUUAUAAACAAGUCUACAUUCAAAAGAACCUUAUUUGCAUUUCAGAUAUAUUUUUGAGCAACUUUGAUGGCAUUGUAAAUAUAAAUGUAAUUAGAUUUUUCAUUUCAUGUGUGGAAAAAUUAUGUGAGGCUCUUUGUGUAGAUUUUUGUAGUACAUUCAAAACUGUAUAAGAAAGUUUAAAUUGCAAUUCAUUUUUGUCUUUUGCAGAUAGCUAAAUAAAUAUUCCUAAAAAGUUU
Messenger RNA from Anguilla anguilla (European eel), 15719 nucleotides. RefSeq names its product HYDIN axonemal central pair apparatus protein (gene hydin). Gene Ontology annotation, biological process: axonemal central apparatus assembly; cilium movement. Gene Ontology annotation, cellular component: axoneme. The coding region runs from base 299 to 14971 and encodes 4890 amino acids. The transcript has 83 exons. The record is from RefSeq and is a predicted model, not a curated record. Lineage: Eukaryota; Metazoa; Chordata; Actinopteri; Anguilliformes; Anguillidae.